GAGCCAGCGCGCGGGCAGCGUCCCGCGGCGGCGCGGUGCGUCAAGCGCCAGGCCAGUCCUACCCAGGCAAAGAUGGCUCGGAAGCGCACGGCGGGCAGGGAGCCGCAGGGACGCGAGUUGCGCGGCCAGAUGGCCGCGGGCAGGGAGCCGCGGGGACGUGAGUCACGCGGCCAGACUGCCAAGGGCGAGAGGAAAGCCAGGCGCGAGGAGAAGGAGGCGGAUGUCUUCGAAGAUGAGAAACCUCUAAAGAAGAGCCGUCUCUCAAAAGUUUCACGAGGAAAGAGGAAGAGGGGCUACGGUGAUUCUGGGGGCCCAGCAGAUGGUCCAGCAAGAAAGAAAGCGGCCAAAGUGACUGUUAAAUCCGAAAACCCUCAGGUUAUUAAGGAUGAAGCCCUCAGUGAUGGGGAAGAUUUCAGGGACUUCCCGAGUGCCCCCAAGAAGGUGCACCGUCCAGAGAAAGAGGCUGCUGUGGACAAAGGUGGGGGUGAAGGGGACGACGAGGAAGAGAGUGAGGAGGACUGGGAAGAGGUAGAAGAAGUUAGUGAGCCCAUGCCGGGUGACGUGGGGGAAAGCUCAGCCUUGUCUACAUCUGCUCUGCCCGUGAAGCCUGUGGAGAUAGAAAUUGAAACACCGGAGCAGUUGAAGGCAAGAGAAAGAAGUGAAAAGAUAAAAAUGGAGCUUGAGACAUAUCUUCGGAGGAUGGUGAAACGUUUCAAUAAGGAAGUCCGUGAGGACACACACAAGGUUCACCUUCUGUGUCUGCUGGCAAAUGGCUUCUAUCGAAAUAGCAUCUGCAACCAGCCAGAUCUGCGUGCCAUCGGCCUCUCCAUCGUCCCAACUCGCUUUACCAAAGUGCCACCUCAAGACGUGGACGUCAGCUACCUGUCAAACCUGGUGAAAUGGUUCAUUGGAACAUUUACAGUUAAUGCAGACCUUUCAACCAAUGAGCAGGAUGGCCUGCAGACGACGCUGGAGAGAAGGUUUGCUAUUUACUCUGCGAGAGACAAUGAAGAGUUGGUCCACAUAUUUUUACUGAUUCUCCGGGCCCUGCAUCUCCCUACCCGACUCGUACUGUCUCUACAGCCAAUUCCUCUGAAGUUAUCAGCAGCGAAGGGAAAGAAACCUUCCAAGGAGAGAUCCACAGAGGGUCCUGGAGGCUCCUCAGAAACUUCCAGCCAAGUUCCUGGAAAACCAAGCAAACCAGAGACCAGCAGAGGAAGCAGACGAGAGGACACGUCUUCUGAGGGCGCUGGCAGUGCACGUGCCAAAGGGAAGGGGAGCAAGGCGGCUGCCAUCAGGAAGAAGCGGAGAGAGCCCUCCUCCAGCAGGGAAGAAGAGGGCAAGGCCGGGGGGCAGACGGAGGGGACCCAGAGGCGUUCGCGGGGCCGGGAGCGGCGGGCGGCCGCCAGGGUGUCUUACAAAGAAGAGAGCGGGAGUGACGAGGCCGGCAGCGGCUCUGACUUUGAGCUCUCCAGCUCGGACAGCCAUCGCCCAUCCGACGAGGAUUCUGAGCCAGGCCUUUCAAGGCAGAGGAGGGCCACCGCCCCUCAGAGGAUGAAGGUGGGGUCCAAGAGGGAGUCCAGGUCCCAGCGUGGAAGCCAGCCUCAGCCCCCUGGCUUUCCAGAAGCGUCUGUAAGCGCUUCCGGCAGUAAGCGUAAGAGAGGCAAGCGUACGAUGCCCGUGGAUGGUGAGGAGGCAGACGGCCGGAGAGCAGCUGGUGUGGACCAGUGGCUGGAGGUGUUCUCCGAGCGGGAGGAGAAGUGGCUGUGCGUGGACUGUGUGCACGGAGUCGUGGGCCAGCCCCUGACCUGCUACCAGCACGCCACCAAGCCUGUGACCUACAUCGUGGGCAUCGACGGCGACGGCUGGGUGCGCGACGUCACACAGAGGUACGACCCUGCCUGGAUGACGGCGACCCGAAAGUGCCGGGUUGACGCCGCGUGGUGGGCCGAGGCCCUGCGACCCUACCGGAGCCCGCUGGUGGCGAGGGAGCAGAGGGAGGACCAGGAGUUUCAGGCGAGGCACCUGGACCAGCCUCUGCCCACCGUCAUAGGCACGUACAAGAACCACCCUCUGUAUGCCCUCAAGAGGCACCUCCUCAAGUACGAGGCCAUCUACCCUGAGACGGCUGCCAUCCUCGGGUACUGCCGCGGAGAGGCUGUCUACUCCAGGGACUGCGUGCACACCCUGCACUCCAGGGACACGUGGCUGAAACAGGCCCGAGUGGUGAGGCUUGGAGAAGUGCCCUACAAGGUUGUAAAAGGCUAUUCCAACCGGGCCCGGAGAGCCCGCCUGGCUGAGCCGCAGCUGCAGGACUACAAUGACCUGGGCCUGUUUGGCAAGUGGCAGACCGAGCAGUACCAGCCGCCGGUGGCCGUGGACGGGAAGGUCCCCCGGAAUGAAUUUGGGAACGUGUACCUCUUCCUGCCCGGCAUGAUGCCUGUCGGCUGCGUCCAGCUGAACCUGCCCAACCUGCACCGCGUGGCCCGAAAGCUGAACAUUGACUGUGCCCAGGCUGUUACGGGCUUCGAUUUCCACAAAGGCUACUCCCAUCCCAUAACCGACGGCUACAUAGUCUGUGAGGAAUAUAAAGAUGUGCUCCUGACCGCCUGGGAGAACGAGCAGGCGCUCAUUGAGAAGAAGGAGAAGGAGAAAAGGGAGAAGCGUGCUCUGGGGAACUGGAAGCUGCUGGUCAAAGGGCUGCUCAUCCGGGAGCGGCUGAGGCUUCGCUACGGGGCUCAGGUCAGGGUGGUCCUUGGUGGUCCUGUCCACGUUGAGAAAGGUGUCCUGGAGUCAGGCCUCGGCUGCUCUGCCACCCCCGCCCUGUCUGCACGAGAGGGUGCCCGCUAUGGGUUGGAUCUGGUGCUGAGCCCACUCGGGGGGGACAGGUGUCUGCAUCUCCUGGCCUUGUGCUGCCCCUGGGGCUGUGACCAUCCCCAGGCCCACAGGUGCUCCUUCAGGUCCCUCUCGCAGCCCCUGCGGGCUCCCAUGGGGCACAGAGGCCCCCCGGACACAGUCACGUGGAGUGGUCAGAGACGCACAGACACGCUCUGGGGGCAGCUGCGACCCCACGCACAGCUCUCCCUGCCCUCCCCAGCCCGUCCUCGCAGCAGUGGGCACCGAGCGCUGGUGCUGUGCAUUCGUGCACUUGUUCUGUUCAGAAACGAGGAAGAAAAUGCAGUUACCUCCUGGAUUGCUCGUAGCUCCUCGAGGGCAGUUUUGUGUCCCCAGCCCUGUGUGCACAGCAAGCGCUCUAGGACCUGCUGGGCUGAGCCCUGUCCUCCGGGUCACGGCUCAGCGCUGUUGGGGCAUCGCUGCCUCUUGACGCGGCUUCCUCCACUGUCCCCCCCAGAGCGAGGAAGCCACUCCCCACGCAGACGCAGGCGGAGGACUCUCUUCAGACGAGGAGGAGGGGACCAGCUCUCCCGCGGAAGCGGCCAGGAUCCUGGCGGCCUCCUGGCCCCAAAACCGAGAGGUAGAGGAGAAGCGGAAGUGCCCCCGGAAGAGCAGGAGGGAGGAGAAGGAGGCAGCUUCCCACCUGUUCCCGUUUGAGAAGCUGUGAUAUGAGUGGUCACCUCCUCGGUGGCUCAGCCGUGCCCCAGACCUUGCUCCCGGAUAGAUCCCUCCUGCGUGCGACACUCGUGCUGUUGCAGAUUCGGGCCCCUUCUCUGCCGGCGCCUCGUUGCCCUCGGUCAGGUCCCUGACGCCGCCUGACACCGUGGGGGGAGAGCACGUCAGUGCAGGCUGUCUCAGGGUGACACGGCUGGACCUACUUUCCCAGGUAACACUUCGUGGUGGCAGAAGACUAGAACAAAGAGCUAAAGUCAGGAAAGAAAAGGAAAAACGAGAAUUAAAGAAAUGUCAGGAAGAGUGGAUCAAUGUUAACCUAGAUUUUAUUCAUUACUGGAUACAUUUAUAAAGCCCUAUAUGCACUGUAGAUAUUUAGGAGAAAUAACUUUUAUAACAUUUUGAGGAAAAAAA
This is a messenger RNA of Eubalaena glacialis (North Atlantic right whale), 3981 nucleotides long. RefSeq names its product XPC complex subunit, DNA damage recognition and repair factor (gene XPC). Gene Ontology annotation, molecular function: single-stranded DNA binding; damaged DNA binding. The coding region runs from base 73 to 3552 and encodes 1159 amino acids. The transcript is spliced from 15 exons. Lineage: Eukaryota; Metazoa; Chordata; Mammalia; Artiodactyla; Balaenidae. Gene Ontology annotation, cellular component: XPC complex; nucleotide-excision repair factor 2 complex; cytoplasm. Gene Ontology annotation, biological process: nucleotide-excision repair; mismatch repair. The record is from RefSeq and is a predicted model, not a curated record.